ACAAGGCUAUACUGUAUACUUUCAUGAUCGAAACGACAUGUGCAUGCAUGGCUGUAACAUCCCUAUUAACAGAAUUCCGAAAUGGAAACUUAGCCUACAGGGAAUGGUUGCCGUACAACUACUCCUCUGAUAUAUUAUUUUACGUUACAUACUUUCAUCAAUUAAUAAGUUUGACGGCUGCAUCUAUUGUAAAUGUCGCCUGCGAUAAUAUAAUCUGCGGAUUAUUGCUGCAUAUUUGUUGCCAAAUUGAAAUCUUGGAGUGUCGGCUGAAGAAAUCUUUACAUAAUCAAAGCGAUUUUGGCGAAUCCGUGCAUGUACAUAAUCACAUUUACAAGUUCGCAUGUGCAAUGAAUGAAAAAUUCAGGUUUAUCAUUGCCGUUCAGUUCAUAGUGAGCACAUUAGUGGUGUGCUCCAGUCUUUAUCGACUGGCAAAGACAGAGUUAAGCGCGCAAUAUAUUCCACUAGCGUUAUAUACAAUCUGCAUGCUGAUACAAAUCCUCAUUUAUUGUUGGUACGGGAACGAAGUGAAACUAAAGAGCAUUCAACUUGCUGAUCAAAUCUUCGACAUGAACUGGUUGGUAUUAGAUAAAAAAAUGAAAGAAAAUCUUAUAAUGAUUAUGAACCGUUCUUUAAUGCCUAUCGAGUUUUCCAGUGCACAUAUUCUUACAUUGAAUCUCGAAUCUUUUGGAAAGCUCCUUAAGGCAUCAUAUUCAAUAUAUAACGUCCUUCAACUUAUGUAAGACGAAAUUGUGUAUUAAUCUUAUGAAUAAGAUUCAACAUAAAGAUAAUAGUCAAGUUCAAAUUAAAAGUAAUGUAUUUAUUGAAAAUCCAUUAGUGCAUGAGCUAAUUAUCGUAAUGAAUGACCAAUGUAUCGGAUGAAAAAAUACGAUACUUUUAAGA
This is a messenger RNA of Harpegnathos saltator (Jerdon's jumping ant), 900 nucleotides long. RefSeq names its product odorant receptor 94a. Gene Ontology annotation, cellular component: plasma membrane. Gene Ontology annotation, molecular function: odorant binding; olfactory receptor activity. Gene Ontology annotation, biological process: detection of chemical stimulus involved in sensory perception of smell; sensory perception of smell. The record is from RefSeq and is a predicted model, not a curated record. The coding region runs from base 24 to 740 and encodes 238 amino acids. NCBI's taxonomy places the organism in Eukaryota, Metazoa, Arthropoda, Insecta, Hymenoptera, Formicidae. The transcript has 4 exons.